Molecule: messenger RNA, 7736 nt
Organism: Hevea brasiliensis (rubber tree)
Lineage: Eukaryota; Viridiplantae; Streptophyta; Magnoliopsida; Malpighiales; Euphorbiaceae
Exons: 51
Coding region: 167-7414 (2415 amino acids)
Biological process (GO): nuclear-transcribed mRNA catabolic process, deadenylation-dependent decay
Cellular component (GO): P-body; CCR4-NOT core complex
Molecular function (GO): molecular adaptor activity
Source: RefSeq, a predicted model, not a curated record
GAGGCACCUGUCUUGCUUUGAGAUACGGCUUCAGGGUCUAACGCCCUCUUUUAUUCUCUUUUCCCGCAUACCCCAACCUCCAUACGCCAUUUUAUCUCUGCUUCUGAAACCUACAAGCACUCUCUCUCUCUAGGUACAAAGCCUUCUCUUAGCGUCUCUAGUUGCGAUGCCUAAGUUAUCAUCAACUAUUCGGAAUCAGAUUCGGUUCUUGCUUCAGAGUUUGAACGAGGCCAACGUCGAUUCUGUUUUCCGAGAACUCUGUCAGUUUAUUGAAUAUGGAGUUGAGGAAAGUGUUCUGGUGCUCCAAACCUGCUUGGAACACCUGCAUUUCCACAGGACAGACUUGCAAAACUUGCAGCUGGAACCAUUUCUUGUGUCAGUUUUCAAAUUUCUUUUGGACAAACCAAAUUUCAGCACGGUGCUUUGUCAGUCACUAAGAAGCGCAGCUAUUAAUGAUGAAUUCCUAGAGGAUUUGUCUAACAUGUUACAUUUAUCUCUGUCUGAAAAAAUUGGCAUUGGUCUUGCUCUGUCUGAGUCUGAGAUCAUUGAAACCAGAAUGAGUGCAAAGAAAUUUUGCAUGGCUCAGAUUGAGGAAUUGUGUGCGAAUCCAGUUUCAGUGAAUUCUGUGGAGCAAAUUCAGAAUAUUGUUAUGUUCCUUCGGCGGUCUGAAGGCCUUUCCAAGCAUGUAGACCGCCUUUUGCAGAUAUUGUCCUUAUUGCAACCUCAAGAGCCCUUUUCAUUUGUUUUAAGUCCACUGCUUUCAGAUGAAAUGCGCGAGGCCAAUUUCUUGAGGAAUUGGGAUCAGUACCAUGAAUGUGAGGAAAAUGAAUUUUAUGCACUUUUAGCUGAAAUGGAGGAGGAGAUGAGCGCAGGUGAUAUCGUGAAGGAAUUGGGCUAUGGAUGCACAUUUGAUGCCUCACACUGCAGAGAGAUUUUGUCUCAAUUCUUACCACUGACUGAGACUACUAUCUCGAAGAUACUUGGAACUAUUGCACGCAGCCAUGCUAGCCUCGAAGACAACCAAAGCACAUUUUCAAACUUUGGUAUAGCACUUGGAUGCAGCAUUUCCUCUGAUCUCCCACUUUUAAGCUCCUGGGAUAUUGACAUUCUUGUGAUGACUAUUAAGCAACUAGCUCCUGGUACCAACUGGAUACAAGUGAUAGAAAAUAUGGAUCAUGAAGGAUUUUACAUCCCUAAUGAGGAAGCAUUCUCUUUCUUCAUGUCUGUAUAUAGACAUGCUUGCCAGGAUCCUUUCCCUCUCCAUGCUAUUUGUGGAUCCCUGUGGAAGAAUACUCAGGGUCAGCUAUCUCUUCUCAAAUAUGCUGUAUUGGCCCCACCAGAAGUGUUUACCUUUGCUCAUUCUGGAAGACUGCUGGUCUAUCAUGACGCAGUACAUGGUUAUAAGCUUCAACUUGGACAUGCAAAUCAUGCAUGGUUGUGUCUUGAUCUUUUGGAUGUGCUCUGCCAAAUAGCUGAGAUGGGUCAUUCUAGUUCUAUUCAAUCAAUGCUUGAAUAUCCUCUGAAGAACUGUCCAGAAAUCUUACUUCUUGGGAUGUCACAUAUCAAUACUGCUUAUAACCUUCUCCAAUAUGAAGUGUCUUUUAUGGUUUUUCCUAUGAUAAUCAAAAGCGGCACAGGAAGUGGUAUGAUUCAUUAUCUCUGGCACAUAAAUCCCAGUCUUGUUGUGCGGGGAUUUGUAGAUGCUUACAACAUCGAACCAGACCUCAUGACCAAGAUAUUGGACAUAUGCCGAGAGCUGAAGAUUCUGUCAUCAGUGCUAGACAUGAUUCCUUCUCCUUCAGGCAUCAGAUUGGCAGCCCUAGCUUCACGAAAAGAACUUGUUGACCUUGAGAAGUGGCUGACUACUAAUUUAAUUACAUACAAGGAUUUUUUCUUUGAGGAAUGUCUCAAGUUUUUGAAAGAGGUCCAACUUGGCGGAUCACAGGAUUUUUCUGCUAAACCUUUGUAUCAUACUAGUUCUACAACAAAUAUUUAUAUGGAGACUAGUUCUACCUUUCUGAAGGUCCUUAAAGCCCAUACAAGCUUAAUUGUCUCCAGUCGACUUUCUGAGGAAAUGGAACGGUUAAAUCUAACAAUUAUGGGCUCUAAUCCUCAGCUGCAAAAUGGUGGCUCUGCAGAUUCAUCUACCCCUGAUGGGUUUUCAGAUGAUGUUGAGGCAGAAGCAAACUCUUACUUCCAUAAAAUGUUUUCUAGUCAGUUGACAAUUGAUGCGAUUGUUCAAAUGCUUUCUCGAUUCAAGGAAUCGCCUGUGAGAAGGGAGCAGUUAAUUUUUGAAUGUAUGAUUGGCAAUCUAUUUGAGGAGUAUAGAUUCUUCCCAAAGUGUCCUGAAAGACAACUAAAAAUUGCAGCUGUUCUAUUUGGUUCUGUUAUCAAGCACCAGCUCGUAACUCAUCUGACACUGGGGAUUGCCUUGCGUGGUGUUUUAGAUGCACUAAGAAAACCCCCAGAUUCCAAAAUGUUUGUGUUUGGAACCAAGGCUUUGGAGCAGUUUGUGGAUCGCCUGAUUGAGUGGCCACAGUAUUGUAACCAUAUCUUGCAGAUAUCUCAUUUGCGUGGCACUCAUUCAGAGCUUGUUUCUUUCAUUGAACGGGCGCUUGCCAGGAUUUCAUCAGGUCAUUUGGAAUCCGAUGGAAGUAACAAUGCUUCUGCUGCUUAUCAUCAUGGUUUAUCUCAGGCUAGCUUAGGGAAUGGAGAGUUGAAUAGUGUUAACACCACACAGCCUAUGCAGCAACUUUCCUCUGCACUUCAUGUUCAACAGGGACAUGAAAGUCCUCUUGAUGAUCGUCAUAAAGUUGCUGUGGCUUCAUCUAAUGACACCAAAUCUCUUUUAUCUGCUGGAGGGCAAUCUUCGGUUGCUCCUUUAGGUGAUAAUUCGAGUACUCAGAAGAGUGUGGUCAGUACUCCUGCUAUGCUGUCUUCUUCUCAUGGUUUCCAUCGUCCUUCUCGAGGAGCUACCUCUGCUAGGUUUGGCUCUGCUUUGAACAUUGAAACACUUGUAGCUGCUGCUGAGAGAAGGGAAACACCGAUAGAGGCUCCAGCAUCUGAGAUUCAGGAUAAAAUAUCGUUCAUCAUUAACAAUAUUUCAGCUGCAAAUGUUGAAGCUAAAGCAAAAGAAUUUACUGAAAUAUUGAAAGAGCAGUACUCUCCCUGGUUUGCCCAGUAUAUGGUCAUGAAAAGGGCAAGCAUUGAACCCAAUUUUCAUGACUUGUACUUGAAGUUUCUUGAUAAAGUUAAUUCGAAGGCCUUACAUAAGGAGAUUGUCCAGGCCACUUAUGAGAACUGCAAGGUUCUCUUAGGUUCAGAGCUUAUAAAAUCAAGUUCAGAGGAGCGUUCAUUGCUAAAAAAUCUGGGAAGCUGGCUUGGGAAAUUAACAGUUGGCAGGAAUCAAGUUCUAAGGGCUCGUGAGAUAGAUCCCAAAUCUUUGAUUAUUGAGGCUUAUGAGAAGGGGCUGAUGAUUGCUGUAAUUCCGUUUACUUCAAAGAUCCUGGAGCCGUGCCAAAGUAGUCUAGCAUACCAACCUCCUAAUCCUUGGACAAUGAGUAUUCUUGGAUUGCUUGCUGAAAUUUAUUCAAUACCAAACUUGAAAAUGAAUCUUAAGUUUGACAUAGAGGUUCUAUUCAAGAACCUUGGUGUAGAUAUGAAGGACAUAGCACCCACUUCUCUUCUGAAGGAUCGGAAAAGAGAAAUUGAAGGGAACCCUGAUUUCUCUAAUAAAGAUGCUGGAGCAUCCCAACCACAGAUUGUUGCUGAAGUCAAGUCUGGGAUAAUCUCUCCACUAAGUCAUGCUGAGUUACCACUUGAGGUUGCCAAUCCACCUAAUUCUGGUGGCCAUACACAUUUGUUAUCUCAGUAUGCUGCUUCUGUUCAUCUUCCUUCUGGGACUUUGAUGGAGGAGGAAAAACUAGCUGCAUUAGGCUUGUCUGAUCAGCUUCCUCCUGUUCAAGGACUAUUUCAAGCUAAUCCAUCCCGGUUGCCUUUUUCUGUCAGUCAGCUUCCCACUGCCAUACCCACCAUUGGAACUCAUGUUAUCAUCAACCCAAAGCUCAAUUCUUGGGGCUUGCACUUGCAUUUUCAAAGGGUGGUUCCUAUCGUAAUGGAUAGGGCAAUCAAAGAAAUAGUGUCUGGCAUCGUUCAACGUAGUGUUUCUAUAGCUACACAGACAACAAAGGAACUUGUUUUGAAGGAUUAUGCCAUGGAAUCCGACAAGACACGAAUAUAUAAUGCAGCACACUUGAUGGUUGCAAGUUUGGCUGGAAGCUUAGCUCAUGUGACAUGCAAGGAGCCAUUGCGUACUUCGAUUUCAACUCAACUAAGGAACUCACUUCAAGGUUUGAGUAUUGCAAGUGAACUUCUGGAACAUGCUGUGCAACUUGCUACAAAUGAUAACCUUGAUCUUGGAUGUGCAAUAAUUGAGCAGGCUGCUACAGAUAAGGCAAUACAAACCAUUGAUGGGGAAAUAGCUCAACAACUUUCUUUAAGAAGGAAGCAUCGGGAUAGUGUUGGUUCAACAUUUUUUGAUGCCAACAUGUAUACCCAAGGUUCUAUGGGUGUUCUACCUGAGGCGCUCUGCCCUAAACCUGGUCACCUUUCUGUCUCUCAACAGCGAGUUUAUGAGGACUUUGUUCGGCUUCCAUGGCAAAACCAAUCUAGCCAGAGCUCACAUUCUAUUCCUACAGGCUUAUCGUCUUCUUCUGGUGCUACUGGUCUGGCUAGUGCAUUUGGUUCAGGUUCGGAACAACUUAAUGCAGGCUACUUAUCUACUCCAGGCAAUAUAGGAUUUGAAGCAGCCUCUCGGACAUUGGAUAUAUCUUCUGAUGCUAUUGAAUCUAAUUCAGCUGCAGUUUUUAGUUCUUCAUCUAUCCAUAUUGGGGCAACUGAUGGCGUUACCCAGCAGAAUUCUGAAAACAAUUCUGUCAUUGCUUCAUUUCCUUCAACUGCUCCAGCCCCUGAACUUCAGCCAGGGGAUUCCUCUGAUGCUGUGAAGGAAUUGACUUCACAACAAAUAUCUUCAUCAGCUGCUUCUGAGAAACUUGGGAGUGGCAUUUCAGAACCUUCAUUAAAUACAAGUGAUGCAUUGGAUAAAUAUCAGAUUGUCGCACAAAAGUUGGAGGCUUUGGUUAAUAGUGACGCUAGAGAAGCAGAAAUCCAGGGACUAAUUGUGGAGGUUCCUGAAAUCAUACUUAGAUGUAUCAGUCGAGACGAGGCUGCCUUAGCUGUGGCACAAAAGGUUUUCAAGGGUUUAUAUGAAAAUGCAUCAAACAAUUUUCAUGUUAAUGCUUGUCUUGCAAUUCUGGCUGCUAUUCGUGACGUUUGCAAGCUUGUGGUUAAAGAACUCACUAGCUGGGUGAUUUACUCAGACGAGGAGCGAAAGUUCAACAAAGAUAUUACUGUUGGCCUUAUAUGCAGUGAAUUGCUCAAUCUUGCAGAGUACAAUGUGCAUAUGGCGAAGCUUAUUGAUGGGGGAAGAAAUAAGAGUGCAACUGAGUUUGCUAUUUCUCUUAUCCAAGCACUAGUUAUUGAAGAAUCAAAAGUUAUUUCCGAACUCCACAAUCUUGUUGAUGCAUUGGCUAAGCUUGCUACAAAACCUGGAUCUCUUGAGUCAUUACAACAAUUGAUUGAGACUGUACGGAAUCCUCUUGCUAAUUCUGCUGUGCUGUCUGGUUUUACUGUGGGAAAAGAGGAUAAGACUAGACAAUAUAGAGAUAAAAAGGCUGUGAAUGAGCCUAUUGCUAAGAGGGAAGACUAUAGCAAUGCUGAAUCUGUGGAACCAGAUCCUGCUGAUUUGCGUGAGAAGGUUUCCAUGCUGUUUGUGGAAUGGUACCGGAUUUGCGAACUUCCAGGUGCAAAUGAUGCUGCUUGUACUCAUUUUAUCUUACAAUUGCAUCAAAAUGGACUAUUGAAGGGGGAUGACAUGACAGAUCACUUUUUCCAAAUUCUUACGGAAGUCUCUGUUGCACAUUGCUUAUCUUCUGAGGUGAUUAAUUCUAGUGCCCUGCAAUCAACUCAGCAAGGGCAGAAUUUGUCCUUCCUAGCCAUUGAUAUAUAUUCAAAACUUGUUUUUUCAAUCCUAAAGGUGGAGCAGGGAUCAAGUAGAUUCUUUCUGUUGUCAAAGAUUUUGGCUGUUACUCUGAGAUUUAUACAAAAAGAUUCAGAAGAGAAGAAAACAUCUUUUAACCCAAGACCAUAUUUCCGACUGUUUGUGAACUGGCUAUUGGACCUUGUCUCCUCAGAUCCUGUUAUUGAUGGUGCAAACUUUCGGAUCUUGACAGCUUUUGCUGGUGCAUUCCAUAAUUUGCAGCCCCUUAAAGUUCCUUUGUUCAGCUUUGCGUGGCUUGAGAUGGUGAGUCACAGGAGCUUUAUGCCAAAAUUGCUCACAGGAAAUGCUCAGAAGGGGUGGCCCUAUGUCCAACGCUUGCUAGUAGAUUUGUUCCAGUUCCUGGAGCCAUUUUUGAGGAGUGCUGAACUAGGAAUUCCUGUUCACUUUCUGUAUAAAGGUACACUAAGGGUGCUGCUGGUUCUGCUUCAUGAUUUCCCAGAAUUCCUGUGUGAUUAUCAUUUCACCUUCUGUGAUGUGAUUCCUCCAAGCUGCAUACAAAUGCGGAAUAUUAUACUCAGUGCAUUCCCCCGCAAUAUGAGGCUGCCGGAUCCAUCUACUCCCAACUUGAAGAUUGAUUUGCUUCCAGAAAUAAGGGAGGUUCCUCACAUUCUUUCUGAGGUUGAUACAGCUCUUAAAGAAAAGCAAAUGAAAGCUGACGUGGAUGAGUAUCUCAAGACGAGACAGCAGGGUUCUUCAUUCCUUACUGAAUUGAAGCAGAGACUACUACUUUCAACAAGUGAAGCUGCCUCUGCUGGUACUCGAUACAAUGUGCCAUUGAUCAACUCCCUUGUGCUUUAUGCUGGAAUGCAGGCCAUCCAGCAGCUGCAAGCAAGAACACCUCAUGCACAGUCACUAGGAAACACUACUCUAGCUGUCUUAUUGGUGGAUGCUGCUUUGGAUAUUUACCAGACACUUAUGCUGGAACUGGACACUGAAGGACGAUACCUCUUUCUGAAUGCUGUUUCCAACCAACUUCGCUAUCCUAACAACCAUACGCAUUACUUCUCGUUUGUCCUACUUCAUUUAUUUGCAGAAUCAAACCAGGAAAUUAUUCAGGAGCAGAUCACAAGAGUCCUUUUGGAACGCUUAAUCGUUAAUCGACCACAUCCGUGGGGCCUUCUGAUUACUUUCAUUGAACUCAUCAAGAAUCCUAGGUACAACUUCUGGAAUAGAUCCUUCAUAAGAUGUGCACCUGAGAUUGAAAAGCUCUUUGAAUCAGUGGCAAGAUCAUGUGGUGGCUUAAAGCCUAUGGAUGAGAGUAUGGUCUCAGGCUGGGUGUCUGAGGGCGCACACUGAGGCUUCUUGCAUGCCUGUGAUUUUCUGCCUCGUGUAAUGUACAUAUUAUUUUGUAGUUUACGAUUUGUUUUUUCAAUAUAUUUUUGUACUGAUGCCAUAUUGAGUUAUUGGUGCCUCGUGUCAUCUAAUCCUAUUUGUAUCUAUGUGGCAGCUGAUGUGCUGAUCUUAGCUAGGUUCUCUUUUCCUUUGUUCCUCGCCAGUUAGUCCGACUGGCUGUGCCUAAUUCUUGAGCUUGCCCUCCAAAAAAGUGCAAAAUAAAAAGUGAAAAUGGUGGGGAAUGUAACCUAGUGAAAUUGUAUGAUAAGGGACCAGUCUUUCUAUC